GAUGGUGCGGCGGAGCGCGCGGACGAGGGCGGCGCGGCGGCGGGCAUGAAGGAGGAUGGAAGGGCAGGACGAAGUGUCGGCGCGGGAGCAGCACUUCCACAGCCAAGUGCGGGAGUCCACGAUAUGUUUCCUUCUUUUUGCUGUUCUCUACAUUGUUUCCUACUUCAUCAUCCUUAGAUACAAGAGAAAAUCAGAUGAACAAGAAGAUGAAGAUGCCAUAGUCAACAGGAUUUCGUUGUUUUUGAGCACGUUCACUUUAGCAGUUUCAGCUGGAGCUGUUUUGCUUUUACCCUUCUCAAUAAUCAGCAAUGAAAUCCUGCUUUCUUUUCCUCAGAACUACUACAUUCAGUGGCUAAACGGCUCCCUGAUUCAUGGUCUGUGGAAUCUUGCUUCUCUUUUUUCCAACCUUUGUUUAUUUGUGUUGAUGCCCUUUGCCUUUUUCUUUCUGGAAUCAGAAGGUUUUGCUGGUUUGAAAAAGGGAAUCCGAGCCCGCAUUUUAGAAACUCUGGUCAUGCUGGUUCUUCUUGCAUUAUUGAUUCUUGGGAUAGUGUGGGUAGCCUCAGCGCUCAUUGACAAUGAUGCUGCCAGUAUGGAAUCCUUAUAUGAUCUCUGGGAGUUCUAUCUACCCUAUUUAUAUUCCUGUAUAUCAUUGAUGGGAUGUUUGUUACUUCUCUUGUGUACACCAGUUGGCCUUUCCCGUAUGUUCACAGUGAUGGGUCAGUUGCUGGUGAAGCCAACAAUUCUUGAAGACCUGGAUGAACAAAUUUAUAUUAUUACCUUAGAGGAAGAAUCACUCCAGAGACGUCUAAAUGGGCUGUCUUCAUCAGUGGAAUACAACAUAAUGGAAUUGGAACAAGAGCUUGAAAAUGUAAAGACUCUUAAGACAAAAUUAGAGAGGAGAAAAAAGGCUUCAGCAUGGGAAAGAAAUUUGGUAUAUCCUGCUGUUAUGGUUCUCCUUCUUAUUGAGACAUCCAUCUCCGUCCUCUUGGUGGCUUGCAAUAUUCUUUGUCUACUGGUUGAUGAAACAGCAAUGCCAAAGGGAACAAGGGGCCCUGGAAUAGGAAAUGCCUCUCUUUCUACUUUUGGUUUUGUGGGAGCUGCACUUGAAAUCAUUUUGAUUUUCUAUCUGAUGGUGUCCUCUGUUGUUGGUUUCUAUAGUCUUCGAUUUUUUGGAAACUUUACUCCCAAGAAGGAUGAUACAACUAUGACAAAGAUCAUUGGGAAUUGUGUGUCAAUCUUGGUCUUGAGCUCUGCUCUGCCUGUGAUGUCAAGAACACUGGGAAUCACUAGAUUUGAUCUACUUGGAGACUUUGGAAGGUUUAAUUGGCUGGGAAAUUUCUAUAUUGUAUUAUCCUACAAUUUGCUUUUUGCUAUUGUGACAACAUUGUGUCUGGUCAGAAAAUUCACCUCUGCCGUACGAGAAGAACUUUUCAAGGCCCUAGGGCUUCACAAACUUCACUUAUCAAAUACUUCAAGGGAUUCAGAAACAACCAAGCCUUCUGUAAAUGGGCAUCAGAAAGCACUGUGAGACACACAGCUGGUACAUUCUGCAAUCAAGAGACCCGAGAACUCCAAACUCAUGACAUUCCUGUCAGACGUAGAAGCGUUUUCAGACUGACCUUGGCUCAUGUUUAGGACCUAGGCCUAUCGGUGUUAAUUUUUUUCCAUAAUCUACUAAGAACUUGGCUAGUGCUGAUCUUGUUUUAUAAAAUUUAACUUUCUGUUCAAUCCUGUAGUUUCCAGUUUAAUGCAGAUUCCUUAGAGAUGUAUAGAACAGCACAUUCUUUGUAGACACAUUCAGUCACAUCAGUAAAUAGAACCAUCCAUAUGAAAAUUUUUUCAACUGAUAUGAAAAUGUUAGAAAAGGCAAACUUUAGGACUUUCUAAAGAUUCACUUAAAUCCCAUUAUAUAUUUUAUUCCGAAUGUAGAAGCCUACCUGAAAGGCAUCCUUGGUACUAUGUGAAGGUUUUCUAGAAAAUGCAGUUUUCAAAUGCAGUAGAAACCGCUUGUAGACAUUAUUAUUGCAGUGGGUGCAUUGAAACUUAAUGGUUGCAAAUUAUAUUUUUUAUUUUUUUUUAAAAAAACCAAAAGCAUAGUUUCUGAUUUAUGUUAUAGAAUGAUAUUGAUUAGACUUUGAGCCCAGGGAAAUGCACUAAAUUCUUUUAAACCUUGAGCCUUGGUAGAAAACCACAGGAAUAUCUUCUAUUGUACAGUAUAAUAAGCUAUGGUAGGAAGUAUUAUGUAAUCAUAGUUUAAGGACAGUUUAUGUAUAUAGAAUUCCAUAUUACCUCUCAUAACAUGGUUGCCAGUGUUGAAUACACUUGUAACUUAGAUUUUGCCUUAUAGGCUAUAUGUAUGCUCAGUUUUUCUAAAGCAUUUUUUUCAAAGAUCACUUAAUUCUCUGUGCUUCUGUGAUGCUUAUGAAAAAUAUUAGUGGUGAGAGGUAGAAAACUCUUCCUCCCUCAUAUUCUUUAGGUUUUGGUUACUUUUGUAUAUGCCAUUUCAACCCUCUGACUUAUAAAAGUUACCAGUUUAACCCUCAGAACUCACAGCAUCAUCAUUCAUGAUGGAAGAAUAGUUUUGCAGUGUAACAUGAUCUGAUAAUCAUUCAGUUGUUAAAUUGUAAAUAAUUGUUGGGAUGGUUUCUUGGCUUUAAGUCCACUGAAUAAAAACUAUGAACAUCCACUCUGUGUUACCACCCACUAGGGUAGAAUACUGAAAAUUGUGUGUGCAGAGAUGUAAGAUGGGCCCAUUUGCACAUAAUUCAUAUGCGUAAAUGUGCAUGUUCACAUGCACUGUGUGUAGGCAAUAGAUCGUCUGUGCUCAGACAGAAGUAGACAACAUUCUCUCAAAUUGUUGAAUUUAAAGUUUUUUUUGAGAAAUUUAUGAAAAACAGACUAUCUAUUUGACGUAAAAAAUUUUCACUUAGAAUCAAAAUAAUAAGAAAAUUUGACCUGUAUAUUUAUAAAUUUCACUGAGUAUACUUUGUCUUUAUUUAUACCUCUGCAUUUCCUUGUGAGCUUUACAUCUUUUAAAAAUGCGGCUUGGUUUUAAAGAACAUUCAUUUUGGGAUUCUAUGCAACACUCAGUGAACAGUGACUACCAGUCUAGUAUCAAUGAAUUUCUAAACAUAGAAUCUCCAUAUCUAGAAAAUCAAUAUGUCAGCUGCUUUCUAUUAAUAAUUUCACUAUUAAUUAUACUUAUGUAAGCAUCAAUUGCAAGUUUUUAUUUUUAGUGAAACUUGGAAUCUGUACUUUCAGCAGACCAAGUCCAGGGAGAACAGAAAUAAAGCAUAUUAAUACCACUUUUAACUUACACCAUUUUCAGGGCACAUCCAAAGAAAGAGUUUCUAGGUAUUUGUAAAACAUCUGAAAGUUUUUUAGCAAAAUAUUAAACUUUCCAGUGUCUCUCAACUUUUUGUUCAUUUGAAAGUUUCUUUCCCUCUGAGGACUUGAGCUGGGUUUGGAUCAGUAAGCUUUGUAAAGUGAAUUAUAAAGUUUUAAAACCUUUGCUGGAUGGUCCUUCAUUGCUGUUGAAACAGAAGGUGAGCAUUCUGUGGAAGGACAGUUGCCCACCCCGGGCCUCGGGUGCCUUCAUAACAAACGCAGGUUGUUCCGUACUCGGUCUGCUGCACGACCACCCGCAGGUUCUACUCCUGACCCCAAGCGCAGGGAUCUUCCUCCUGAGUGAGAGAUUUGCUCCACAUGCAGGUGCUUCUGUUUGACGUAUGCUGGAGGCUGCUUUGUAGACACAAAUCACAGAAAUGGGUGGUCGAAUACUGAGGCCAAACAUUCUGAGUACUGGUAAGGACAGUCACGCUGAGGGAUCUUCAUUUUACUGCAGCUGUCGUGUGCUAGUGAAAGGCAGACAGACCUGGGAGACAGCUCCAAAUGCUCACAGUCAGCUAAAUUCUGGAGCUGCCAUUUCAUUUCUGAUGGAUGGCGGUGCACCAGUGACUGCCUUAAAUCAAGCAGUCCUUUUAUUCUCUCUCACCUUGAGUCUAUUUUAAAAGGGCAUUGAGCACUAUAGUUACCGAGGUUCUUGAGGACACUGAGUAGAUUGUUGUUAAUUGGUUCUACAAUAUUUAAAUUAUUUCAUAACUCAAAAUUUUUCAGAUUAUGACAUUUGUAUUCAUUUUUACCGAUUUUCCAAGAUGUUUCUUAGAUUUACUAUUUACAUAGCUUUAUGAUACAUUCUGUGUAAAAAUCGACCUCUAAAUAUGAGAUGUUACAUGAAAAUUGAACACACAUAUGCUAAUGUUAGCUCCUUAAAUCGCUACACUGAGGUGCUGGUUAGUAGGUAAUGACGCCUUCCACACUGGUUUGCCGCUCAGAUGCAUACAGGUGUUCAUGCACCUGCUCUCAGCAGCACAGCCUCUGCCUCACUUUGCUGGUGCCAUUAGGCUGUCCCUGCAGCUUCAGGAAUGAAUCAAUCUGCCAGCGACACAGGUUUCCAUUGUUUGUAAGCCCUUAUGUGCUUGCCUUAUUGUUAGCACAGUAUGUAAUGCAUAAAGGCAGAAUUACUAUGUUUUUCUCUUAAAUGUGAACAUAAAUGCAUAACUGACAUUUUAAACUUUAGAAAACUGGUAUAAUGCUACUUUUAAAAAUAACGUUUGGACACACUGGUAAAUUAUUUUUGUUUACAGAUUGUUUUGUUUACAUAUUGUCUGUUGGUCUCGUUUGUUUCUAUGAGAUACUUUUAGUGUGACUUUUAAAAUGUCUCAGAUAUUAAAGUUUUAUGAAAAGUGA
Lemur catta (Ring-tailed lemur) is the source of this 4749-nucleotide messenger RNA. It is a transcript of the gene LMBR1, whose product is annotated as limb development membrane protein 1. The transcript has 17 exons. The record is from RefSeq and is a predicted model, not a curated record. NCBI's taxonomy places the organism in Eukaryota, Metazoa, Chordata, Mammalia, Primates, Lemuridae. Gene Ontology annotation, biological process: signal transduction. Bases 56 to 1528 code for a protein of 490 amino acids. Gene Ontology annotation, molecular function: transmembrane signaling receptor activity.